CAACACAACGCCAGUCAACCCAUGUUUCUAUACGUGCCCUAUCAGGCGGUUCACUCGUCAGGCAGAACACAUAUACUAGAGUUACCCCCGAAAUACACGGAUAUGUUUUCGCACAUAUCGUCGGCCGAUCGGCGAACGUUCGCCGCCAUAGCCUAUAGUAUGGACGCCUCUAUUGGGGCGGUUAUGGAGGCGUUGCAUAACAAGCAUAUGUUGGACAACAGUAUUGUCAUAUUUAUUAGCGAUAAUGGCGGCGAUCCCCGAGAGUUAACGGGUAACAGCGGCUCUAACCGUCCCCUCCGGGGCGCCAAAAUGGGCUUGUUUGAAGGAGGCAUACGAGUGCCGGCCCUCCUAUGGAGUCCACUAUUGAACAAAAGUGGUUACGUUUCGGACGCUUUGAUUCACGUCACAGAUCUGUUGCCCACAGUAUUAGACGCCAUCGACGGCACUGGCAUUCAGGACCAGAAACAUCUAUAUGGUAUUUCUCAAUGGUCUACCCUAUCGACCAGUGGGCGACCCGUGCGGUGGGAAAUCUAUCACAACGUGGAUCCGGUGUGGAAUCAGUCGGCCAUCCGGUGGUACGACUGGAAACUCGUCCAGAACUCUGAACCAACAUUUUUAGGCAAAAACUUUGUUAACUACGGCUAUACUGACCGUCACAUCGAAGUAAACACCAAGCAGUCCUUCCCUGGGCUUCAGUCAACUGAUCGCCACAAUUGUAAAACCUAUCGUAUAUUAUCGCAAAUGUCACGUAAACCCGAUUAUAACGUGUUGAGGGGGUCGACGGUCCGGUGCCCGACCCGACCCAACACCGCUACACUGGCCAACUGUCGCCACGAGUUGUGUUUGUUUAACAUUAGGGACGACCCGUGCGAACAGCGCGACCUGAUUGGCCAGAUUGAGCCCGAGUUUGUGGCCAUACUGUGGCACAGAUUGCUUGAGUUUAACCGCACGGCUGUCUCACCGCUAAGUCUCGUACCACUUGACCCCGUGGCCAGUGAUCCCACACUUUAUGACAAUACUUGGGUUAAUUGGUUGGACUAUAAAGAUAUGUCUAACAGUCACGUGACUGCCGAUAGAAGUGAAUUGUAA
Molecule: messenger RNA, 1089 nt
Organism: Medioppia subpectinata
Lineage: Eukaryota; Metazoa; Arthropoda; Arachnida; Sarcoptiformes; Oppiidae
Source: the annotation of a GenBank genome assembly